This is a messenger RNA of Verruconis gallopava, 1846 nucleotides long. RefSeq lists its product as uncharacterized. The coding region runs from base 212 to 1711 and encodes 499 amino acids. Gene Ontology annotation, molecular function: zinc ion transmembrane transporter activity. Gene Ontology annotation, cellular component: membrane. Lineage: Eukaryota; Fungi; Ascomycota; Dothideomycetes; Venturiales; Sympoventuriaceae. Gene Ontology annotation, biological process: zinc ion transmembrane transport. The record is from RefSeq and is a predicted model, not a curated record. The transcript has 3 exons.
UGGCUCUGGACAUCAGGGUAGCUAAGCCCUGAGACCAAGCUCGUACACUUUGCCCAGCAUCGUUACCUCUUCGUGCCCGAUCCUUUGCGAGUCGAUUCUCUCUCGGCCUCCCCUUCUCCCCCUCGCUUGGCCCCGGCGCUCUAGGUGAGGCCUUUGUUCUAGCUUUGACAUCAUCACCCUCGUCGGCCGUUGGUCAGCAGCAUCGUUCGCAAUGGACGCGAACAGCCUUGACAACGACACCAGGGGGUGGAUCAUGACCGCUCUGAGCGGCAUAGCGUGCAUGCUUGGCGCCUCAAUCAUCUGCGUCGACCUCCUCGUGCAAACAAUCCCGCAGAAGGCAUGCCGGGACUUCAGAAUACAAGACAGCAAUGCCUUCCUAUCAUCAUCGCUGAGCCUGUCGUUUGGUGUUAUGUUGUUUUCCUCUUUGUACAGCAUGCUGCCAAAUGCCAAGUCAUCAUUGAUGAAAGGAGGCUUCUCUCCAAAGGCCGCAGCCUGGACGCUCAUCUCUUUGUUCGUUGCCGGAGUGAUCGGUAUUCAGAUCGUGUCGAGGAUUCUUCACCGCUUCAUUCCGUCACAUGUGGUUGACUGCGAUCACACGCACGAUGGCGAUGACGAAUUGACAAAGCAUGAUCACAACGACAACAACAGAAUUCCGGAGGUAACUGAACGCAACCACCUAGCGCGGUGGAGAAGUGGUCAUUCUCUUCACGCUACUUAUGGGACGUCGCUCACUCCGCUGCAACAACAGACCGAGGGCUCUGACGAGGCGCCGACGGCUAGGCCGUCCUUUACUUCCCGUGUUUCCGAGUUCGUCGGCGCGAGGAAGGCCGCCUGUAAUGAGGACGGUGAAUGUUUUGGUCUCUCCGCUCCCUGCGGACAGGACUGCUUUAAGAUCGUGCAAGCACGUGGCGGGAUUCGAACGCCACGGAUACACGCGCCAAUCUCAAGAGUUCCAACCUUUGGAAAGGCUGGUCUUGGCGAGAGACAGCCUUUGCUUGGAGCUGUCGACGAGGAAGCACCUUUAGAUUCACGACCGCCCGUCGCUGCGGAUGCAAUCCACGAUCCCACGCAGGCCGAUGGCUACUUCGCACCACACAGGAGCCACACGAAUGGCUCCGCGCACAGUCACAAGUCAUUAAGUCGGACGUCGUCGAGAGCUUCGAUAGACUCUUGCAAUCUCGGCGACCCUCAUUUCGAUGCACAACCAGAGCAUCACCACCACCACGUACCUACAAAUGCCUUCCUAUCGAUCGGUCUCCAGACGUGCAUAGCAAUAGCCCUGCACAAGCUCCCCGAAGGUUUCAUCACCUACGCAACGAACCAUGCAAACCCUAAGCUUGGAUUUUCCGUCUUCGUCGCGCUCUUCAUCCACAACAUCACCGAAGGCUUCGCCAUGGCCCUGCCUCUCUACCUUGCCAUCAAAUCUCGUCCAAAGGCCAUGAUUUGGGCCGCGCUCCUCGGAGGCAUCAGUCAACCCCUAGGCGCUGCCGUCGCGGCCACGUGGUUCAGGCUUGCAGGUAGUCAAGCGGGCCAGGAACCUAGCGAGGGUGUCUACGGCGGCAUGUUUGCCAUCGUAUCCGGAAUCAUGACAAGCGUUGCCCUCCAACUGUUCAGUGAGAGCUUGGAUUUGACGCAUAAUCGCAACUUGUGCAUGGCCUUUGCUUUUGUGGGCAUGGCCGUGUUGGGCAUUAGCUCGGCGUUGACGGCUUAAAAAUCGAAUUUGACCACUUCUGCAUAAGCAAGAUUUGGACGAGAAAUUUUGCGACGGAAUAUCGUACUUUUUUUUGAGUGUAUUUUAGACGAGCUACAUUCUUCUCAUGAAUACACGAAUCGUACGCUGAUAACA